AUGCCGUGGGCAGACUGGAGGAGCAGCUAUGCCCAGAAUUGAAGGAGUUUGCAAAUUUUGACUUUGAUGUCUGGCGGAAGAAGUAUAUGCGCUGGAUGAACCACAAGAAAUCCCGCGUCAUGGACUUCUUCCGGCGCAUCGACAAAGACCAAGAUGGGAAGAUCACCCGGCAGGAGUUUAUCGAUGGCAUCUUGGCCUCUAAAUUCCCCACCACGAAGCUGGAGAUGACCGCGGUGGCCGACAUCUUUGACCGUGACGGCGAUGGCUACAUCGACUACUAUGAGUUGCUGGCUGCUCUCCAUCCCAACAAGGAUGCCUACCGCCCCACCACUGAUGCCGACAAGAUCGAAGAUGAGGUCACCCGGCAAGUGGCCCAGUGCAAGUGUGCCAAGAGAUUUCAAGUGGAGCAGAUCGGCGAGAACAAGUACCGG
Molecule: messenger RNA, 431 nt
Organism: Cariama cristata (Red-legged seriema)
Lineage: Eukaryota; Metazoa; Chordata; Aves; Cariamiformes; Cariamidae
Product: microtubule-actin cross-linking factor 1-like
Exons: 5
Biological process (GO): regulation of microtubule-based process; regulation of focal adhesion assembly; wound healing
Cellular component (GO): microtubule; intermediate filament; cytoplasm
Molecular function (GO): structural molecule activity; microtubule binding; cadherin binding
Source: RefSeq, a predicted model, not a curated record